CGCCGAUCUGAUCCCUGCGCUGCAGGAAUGCUAAAUAAUCUUCGACGGAGAAGAAAAAGCAGAAAAAAGGGCCUCCAGUUACUGAUCUGCUUCGUUGUCAAUGUACUCCCCCUGCUAACGAUCUGACAUUGUCGGAAAGGCGUUUGGAUGCGCAGAUCUACCGGUUUGGCUUCCUUCCUUUUUCCAAACUCUUUAGUUUCUUCUCGGUUUCUUUCUCCACCUCCGCCGUCGUUUGGCGCGUCUUAAUGAUCGCGGCCCGUAUCAGGGUCAUUCAUAGCGAUAGAGAUGCAGUCAUGGAAAACUCUGAGGGCCAGGAGCAGCUUCUGCCUCUUCUGUACCUUGCGAUCUUUAACCCAUCCAGCGAAGCGAACGUUCUCAACAACUCCGUCGCUACAACGGAAGCAGUCGAAGAAAAUUCCACCUAAGAUCAGUGAAAUAUUAUCUGCUCCACGAACUGUGCGACGAAAGGUAGUCAAUCGCGAUUUUCCCGCCACCGUAGCGACUGUACUACAGCAGCUCAAGCAGGAUCUAGAUGAGGCGGAUCCCCUCUGGGCAGGAUGGAACAGAUUCGAGAGAUACGUGAUGAAUGCUUGCCGAAUGGAAGAUUCCAAAAGUAGCGAGAAAAUUGGCCCUCUAAAGCAGGUGAAACUGUCGCUGCAGAACGCUUACCUCCGGUCGGGCCCGUUUGGUCUGAGGGAUGAGUUGGAGUAUCUCCUUCAGGCAGAGUACAUUACUUCAUUAUAUUCUACUCCAAAUCUAGAACAGCAGAAGAAAGUGGCCGAUUUCCGAUAUCCAGCAGAAUGGUAUCCUCAAGCUCGUUCUCUCCAGCGGACAAUACAUUUGCAUGUUGGCCCAACAAACUCCGGGAAGACGUAUCGUGCCCUGAAACGGCUCGAAGCCUGCAAAAAAGGCUUUUAUGCUGGCCCGUUGAGGCUACUUGCGCAAGAGGUAUAUCAACGAUUCAAGGCUGCGGGUGUUCCCUGCAGUCUGGUGACCGGUGAUGACGUCAAAAUUCCGGACGUCCCCCCGAGAAUCACUAGCAAUACCGUCGAAAUGGUUAGCCUAGCUGAGCAAUUCGAGGUAGGAGUCAUUGAUGAAAUACAGAUGAUGGGGGACCCAAGACGCGGUUGGGCAUGGACUCGUGCUGUCCUUGGCUCGCGUGCGACCGAACUUCAUCUCUGUGGUGAAGCAAGGGUUGUUCCGCUGGUAGAAAAGCUUACGGCUCUUACCGGAGAUAAACUGGAAAUCCAUCGCUAUGAGCGAUUGAACCCCUUGAAGGUUAUGAGACGCAGUCUCGGAGGUGAUCUGAAGAAUUUACAGAAGGGGGACUGCCUUGUCUCUUUCUCGCGCAUAGGUAUCCAUGCCUUGAAAGCGGAGAUUGAGAAGACUACUGGAAGACGAGCAGCUAUUGUGUAUGGAGGCUUACCUGCCGAAAUUCGGACACAGCAGGCUAGCCUUUUCAACGACCCUGACAAUGACUAUGACUUUCUUGUUGCUAGUGAUGCUAUUGGGAUGGGUCUGAACUUGAGUUGCAAGCGUAUUAUUUUCGAAACAUUAGUCAAGAGGGUCCCAGAAGGUCUUGUAAGACUAAGCGUGCCCGAGAUCAAGCAGAUUGCAGGGCGUGCCGGUCGAUAUCGCUCGGCAGCGCAGGCUCAGAAAAAGAAUUCUGACGAUGAUGAGGAGCAAAAUGUUGGUCUUGUAACGUCUCUGGAGGAUGUUGACCUUCCAUAUAUCAAAGAGGCUAUGGAACAGGAACCUCCCCCGCUUAAAGCUGCUGGUAUCUUCCCUCCAGAUCCCGCUUUCCAGAAAUUCGCCGUCUACUUCCCUCGUAACAUUCCAUUUGAGUACAUUAUUAAGCGACUACUGGAAAUCUCGCAAGUCCACCCUCUAUUCUUCAUGUGUGAUCCGCGCAGUCAAAUCGGGAAUGCACAGCUCAUAGAUACAGUUGAAGGCCUGCGUAUCGAGGACCAGCUAACACUAAUGGCUGCCCCUAUGUAUAUACGAGACCAGGCUUUGUGGGACAUCACGCGUGCCUUUGCCCAGUGUAUUGCUCAACACACUGAUGGCCGUCUAUUGGACAUACCUGAGGUGAACCUGGAGAUUCUGGAGAGACCCGUAUCUGGACAGAAAGACUAUUUGAAUGAUCUGGAGAGUCUACACAAGGCAAUCAUCCUGUACUCGUGGUUGAGUUUCAGAUUUGGUGGUGUCUUUACCGAUAGGGCUCUGGCAGCCCAUGUUAAGGAACUGGUGGAAGAGAGAAUGGUCAGGGCGCUGACAGAAUUCUCUGCGAACAAGAAGCUGAGGAAGGACGCGUCCCUUCGACGACAAAUCGCCUUGCAGAUGCAAAUGGAGCAACAGAACCGAAUCCUUUCUCAGUCCCGUGUGGCUGAUGAAGAAGAACAAGAGAUGCCCAUUGAUCUCUCAGCCGAAGAAAACGAUCUGGAAACGCCUGAGCGUGAAGCUCAAGCAGUAUGAGGUCGCAUUUUCAUAUGUCAUGGGACUAUCACCUUCCCCUUUGUACUACAUUAUUAUCACACGCUUAAAUGCUCUCCUGUUCUCUCAGUGAGGCUAUCAUUACCAGUCACCAUUCGGAGUGCAUGCUGGAAUUAUUUGCGGCUUGGACAAUAUGAACUUCCACGUUGGGUGUGCUGUCAGUCAGAAUCUCAGAAGACGGUAACUUCUUCUAAAAAAUAGGACUUCUGAUGAUGUGUAUCAGUAGAUCGGUAUAUAUGAUGUGACCAUGUCAAAUCUAGAUGUAUCAAUUUAUAUUUGCC
Molecule: messenger RNA, 2774 nt
Organism: Monascus purpureus
Lineage: Eukaryota; Fungi; Ascomycota; Eurotiomycetes; Eurotiales; Aspergillaceae
Source: the annotation of a GenBank genome assembly